Molecule: messenger RNA, 2830 nt
Organism: Larimichthys crocea (large yellow croaker)
Lineage: Eukaryota; Metazoa; Chordata; Actinopteri; Sciaenidae
Gene: ca12
Product: carbonic anhydrase XII
Exons: 9
Coding region: 340-1830 (496 amino acids)
Cellular component (GO): plasma membrane
Molecular function (GO): zinc ion binding; carbonate dehydratase activity
Source: RefSeq, a predicted model, not a curated record
UCUGUCUGUCUGUCUUCUGAACCUCCCGCGUCACAGACUUUGAAGGGUCGCAGACACCGCCGCAUGUGCAACAUUUCCCGCAUCUCACGUCCGCUUAAAAAUGAGUGACUUCGCUUGGAUGCGGUCGCCGCUGUUGAGCUGUCACUCUCCGGUGACCAGAUGACUCUGGAGGCUGGUUUUGUUGUUGCUUCUGACGUCAGCGAGAGCUACAAUGAAGCUGACAACGAUGGAUAUAAAAAGCCGGUUUUUGAAGGCUGGUGCUCUGGUGCUCCAAGCUCGUCCUCUGCACCGUGUUAACGUCAGGCUCACCACACACAAGGGAGGGCAGAGGAGAUCAAGAUGCACUCUCUGAGAUUCACACCCAUCCUGCUACUGCAGCUGACUUUCCUCGGUGUGCUACAUGGUGCCAAAUGGACAUACAGUGGUCCAGAUGGAGAGCAGCACUGGUCCAAGCAUUAUCCGUAUUGUGGCGGCGCUUUCCAGUCUCCAAUAAACAUCAAGGCAGAGCUGCUGAGGUUCGACCCAACUUUGGGUCCAAUUGCGGUUCAAAACUACAACCUGUUGCCCAAUGAGCAGCUUACUCUUGGAAAUAAUGGACAUGCUGUACAAAUAUCACUGCCCUCUAAGAUGUACAUCUCCAGCCUGCCUCAUCGUUACACUGCUACUCAACUCCAUUUUCACUGGGGCACCUCCAGCAGACCUUUAGGCUCUGAACACAUGGUGAACAACAAGCAGUACGCAGCAGAGAUGCAUAUCGUACACUUCAAUUCAGAUAAGUAUCCCAAUAUGUCCAUGGCUGUAGACAAAUCAGAUGGCCUGGCUGUGCUGGGUGUCCUGAUUGAGGUUGGAGAGUUCAAUCCGGCCUUUGAACAGUUUCUGAAAUUCAUCAAUGGUAUUAAAUACAGGGAUCAAAAAGUUCAGGUGCCUGGAUUCAACAUCAGAGCACUGCUGCCUGCACGUUUGGAUGAGUAUUAUCGCUACGAUGGGUCACUGACGACUCCUCCGUGUUACCCCAGUGUCCUGUGGACUGUGUUCAGGAAUCAUGUAACAAUAUCGCGCAAACAGUUUCUGGCCCUGGCAACUGCCCUCUACUCCUCCCAUGCCCAGGACUCAGCCCCUGUGCCUCUGAAUGGCAACUACAGGAAACCGCAGCUCGCUGACAGCCGACUUGUACUGGUAUCUUUUAAGGAUGGCAGAGGACUGCACGGUAUUCCCACAGUGACAUCUUCAUUCACAAGGAAGCAAAUAGUUCAGCAGCUGUUGGUUGGCGACCUAGCAGACCUGGCCGACGAAGGGCUCUAUAAGCUUCUACCAAGUGGCUCAGAGAAACUACUUGCUGGCAAGAAGAAAGACCUCAAGUACCAGAAGAGUGAGAGUCUAGCCAAAUACAAACAAACAACACUGAAACCAACCAAGACGAGCCAGACCAGCCGCUUUGUGGGAAAGUUAGGGCUGGCUGAAGGUGCAGUGUGCUACAUCUCACUGGAGCAGAGAGUUUUCAAUCAGUUAAAACUAUCCCACGCUGAAACCCAGAUAGUUCAGGCUCUCAGAGAUGAAGUCUUUGUCCAGCUCAACCUCAGGAGCUACCUGGGCUGUAAGUCAGACUUAGCCCUCCCCACCGUUAGACACAUUCUUCGUGUACGGCCACCAACCAAUGAGGCGUUUGAGUUAGAUCGCUCUCUGACAAAAGCUUUGAUGGACCAGAAGAAGACUAGGCAAAGUGUGCCAGUGACAAAGACUGGCAGUCUCUCCCCUGCUAUUGUUCCCAGAAAACGACACAGCCAGGGUUAUCCACAUCCUUGGCUUUUUCCAAUGGAGUGGGAAGACUAGAGAGAUUCCUGACAUUGCUGCGACUCACAUUAUGUCACUUUGCGUGGCAGACAUCAUUUGUCUGUCCCACAAAGAAAGACAAAUUUUCAAGCCACACCCUGAAUUUCCUUUGACAAAUCUUUCUCACAAAUGUAUUUAAUAUUAAAUUAUUCUUUCUAGUAUGUGCACUUAAAUAUAAUAGUGUAUAUUAUAAAAAGACUGUAAUAUGAGUUAAGUUACUGUAGUUAUUGUUUUAUUGCCUAUCAAUAACCGGUCAUCACCAGUGUCUGUGCUCAAUACUGUAAUCAGAUUCUGAAACAUCAAGACAAAUCUCAAUAUGUAGAUUUUUGUCAUAAAAAUCUGCAAAAAUGAGAAACUGUAGGGCUGUAUACAAUUUUUCUUUGUCCUACCAUGCUUUAAAAUAAGCUGCUACAAAGCACAUAUUUCAUGCCUUUGAAUCUUUAUACAUGUAGCGCACAAAAUGCCUAGCAAUGAGUAUUUAUAGUUUCAUACUGUACGCCAAGUUCUGUUCUAUACUAUGAUAAUUGUGGAGCUGUCCUAGUAAUUAGAAAUGAAGCGAACCCAAAAGAAUUUGCAAGAGCUUAAGUGCUUUACGUCACAUCGCUGUCUUGUCUUCCAUUUUGUUCUGUUGUUCAAAAUACUUUUUACGGAACAUCUACUGUAUAUAGGGAUCUGUUUUAAAUAAAAGCAUUUUAAAUGAAGCUUACAUGGCAGAUUUCUUUCCUACUGCAUUUGCACCUUUCACUGUAAACGUACAUAACUAGAAUUAUUUGAAAAAUGUAGACUUUUUCAUGAACACACUAAGCAAAACUGUCUCAGCACCAUCAUACUAUCAUCUUUAUAUCUAAAGAUAUUUUUCUAAGCUGUGCCAAAAGGCGGAAAUCAGAGAAUGGAUUGUAUUUGCACUAAAUGGGAGAAACGUAUUGUGUUGUUUCUAGUAAAACAAUGAAACAUUACAUUACAUUAGUUUGAUAUAUAACAUGACUUGUGCUAAAAUUGU